Molecule: messenger RNA, 531 nt
Organism: Lactuca saligna
Lineage: Eukaryota; Viridiplantae; Streptophyta; Magnoliopsida; Asterales; Asteraceae
Source: the annotation of a GenBank genome assembly
AUGGGAAUACGACAUUCACUAUGGGGACCGAACGCAUCAAAAUGCGAAGACGGGAUCGAUUUGAUCAGUGACAUGCCGGAUUUUAUUCUUCUAUUGAUUCUUUCAGGUCUUCGAUUGACCAAAGAAGUAAUUCAAACCAUCAUUUUGUCCAGAAGAUUGAGGUAUUUGUGGACUUCAAUUCCCUCUCUAGACAUAUUUUAUCGCCAAGAUAAAUUAAAAGAAGACACAUUCAAAGAGUUUGUGUACUGGGUUUUAGCAAAUAGAUCCUUCGAUUUGGAUCGUUUUCGUUUAAGCUGCUAUUAUCACUACACAAGGUCGAAAUUAGGGCGGUGGAUUCACAUGGCUGUUACAAGAAACAUCAAAAAGCUUGACUUGAUGUUUUGCCCUAAGAAGGAGUCCGAGGAUAUCAAGGAUAUUGAGAUGCCUCAUUGUUUGGUGACUUGUCGUUCAUUGAAGGAUUUUUGUGGGCCGGAAUAUCGGGAGUUGGAUGAGACUGAAACACGGAGGAUCGUGGCUCCUGUUGUGAAGUGA